Molecule: messenger RNA, 2270 nt
Organism: Apis florea (little honeybee)
Lineage: Eukaryota; Metazoa; Arthropoda; Insecta; Hymenoptera; Apidae
Product: carcinine transporter
Biological process (GO): transmembrane transport
Cellular component (GO): membrane
Molecular function (GO): transmembrane transporter activity
Source: RefSeq, a predicted model, not a curated record
UGCACGCGGUAUAAAGCCUCACUAAUUGUACACGAGGAGAACAGUCCGUGCGUGCCCCUUUUUAAAUGACGAUGUAGCGUAGCGCCCGAAAAAUCGGGGAUCUCGUGCACUCGCAAGAUCACUGUCACGAUCGAGAUCGAGCACGUGUGUCCUAGUUUCUUGUAGGAUCACGGGAGUCGUUGCGAUCCGCGGUUAUUCGUUCAAUUAUUUUUUUUUUCUUUUUUUGCAUUUUAUUUAUUAUUUUAGUAUAUAAACUCGUUCGUGAAAUUCGUUCUUCGAAGUUGAUUCGUUCCGUCAAGAAUCGAACGGAAAGAGAGACAAAGUGAGAAAGUUUGAUUUUUGUGUUCCAACUUGGAAAUUUCUUUUCAAGAAGACUGGAUAGAGGAUCUGUGGAUACCGUGUGCCGAGUAAAGUUCCAGGUUUUACGAAGUCGGAAGAAAUAAAGUUUCGAGUCGGAUCGUAAACAAGAGAUCAAGAUAAUGACAGUCAUGGUGGAGAGCGUGAAAGCCGAAGAGGGCGAGCGUCCAAAGAUCGAAACCUUCGACGAUAUCCUACCUUACGUUGGCGAGGCAGGCCGUUAUCAAUGGUUCCUCUUUAUUGUCCUUUUGCCCUUCACCUUCGUAUACGCGUUCCUUUACUUCACGCAAUUCUUCAUCACGUUGCUACCAAACGAGCAUUGGUGCACCGUGCCAGAACUCGAUCGAUGGAACCUCACGGACGAAGAAAAGAUCGCGAUAUCGAUACCUAUAGCAUCAACAGAAGAGUUAAAGCAGGAAGGUGCAACUUCUUUUUCGCGAUGCAAUAUGUAUAAUGUGAACUAUACUGAAAUAAUGGAAAAAGGUAUUAGAAAAGCAGAUCCAUCCUGGCCAAUCAAAUCUUGUCAAAAUGGAUGGACGUUCAAUCAUACAAUGAUUCCAUAUAGAUCUAUUGCUGUUGAGCUGGAAUGGGUCUGCGACCACGCAUUCCUUAGCUCGGCGGCACAAUCGGCCUUCUUCGUGGGCAGCAUGCUUGGAGGUUUAAUAUUCGGUUACAUAGCCGACCAUUAUGGCAGAAUUCCGGCGUUGGUCGCUUGCAACGCGAUAGGUUUCAUCGCUUCUGUUGGCACCGCGUUUUGCGACAGCUUCUGGAGCUUCUGUCUCGCAAGAUUAAUCGUUGGAUCAUCAUUCGAUAAUUGCUUCAACGUGCUUUUUAUUAUCGUGAUAGAAUAUGUCGGCCCGAAAUAUCGAACUCUUGUGGCAAAUAUGUCUUUCGGACUUUAUUUCGCGGCAGCUGCGAGUCUUUUACCUUGGAUCGCUUAUUGGAUCUCAAAUUGGAGGAUUUUAAGCAUGGUCACCGCUUGUCCUAUGGUGGUCGCAUUUAUAGGACCAUGGAUUGUUCCUGAAAGUGCACGUUGGUAUAUAACCAGUGGAAGAAUUGACAAAGCGAUUGAGAUGCUAAAAAAGUUUGCGAAAGUGAAUGGCAAGGAAGUGAAACAGGAAAUAUUCGAUGAAUUCGAAAAAAGUUGCAGAACGUCGAACGAGAAGGAUCAAUCGCAUAAUAAAUAUACCGUCCUGCAUCUCUUUAAACUGCCUCGACUCGGUCGUAUCACUAUCAUGCUCAUUGUUUAUUGGCUGCUUAUGGUGUGGGUGUUCGAUGGUCACGUUUGGAACAUGAAACUUCUAGAUCCUGACGUUUUCACGUCCUUCUCUUUGGCUUCCCUCACGGAACUUCCGGCGGCCGUACUACUUGCCCUUUUCCUCGAUAGAUGGGGCAGACGAUGGAUGGGUUUCGCAUCAAUGUUCCUCUGUGGCGUUUUCUCCUUUGUUGCCCUUUCCACCCCUGCUGGCCCGCCAACGGUCGCUAUGGCGAUCAUCGCACGUCUUGGAGUGAAUGUCGCGGCGAAUAUUGGUUUCCAAUAUGCAGCUGAAAUGCUGCCUACCGUAGUGCGAGCCCAGGGUGUGUCUUUGAUCCAUAUUAUCGGUUAUGUCGCUCAUAUUUUAGGACCGUACAUUAUUUAUCUGGCUGAUAUUGACGCUGCUUUACCCCUCAUUGCCCUUGGUCUUUUGUCCUUUAUACACUCCUUCCUGACCCUUGGCUUGCCGGAAACUCUGAAUCAGGAACUUCCAGAAACCCUUCAGGAAGGUAACGAUUUUGGAAAAGAACAAAGCUUCUGGUGGAUUCCCUGUAUAUCCUCAAGUAAGAUGUUGAAGAAAUCUUACAGAAAGAAGAAAGGUCUCUCGAAUCCAGCCUUCACUGGUAGUGUUCAAAAGAUCGACUGUACUAGAUUAUAG